AAAGAUGGGACUUGGACCGACGGGUCACAUGCCUUUCUUCUGCCACAACGGAGACCCCCUGUCGCAGCCGCCCCCAGCACACAUGGGCAUCCCACCGUACCAGCUGGACAGCAAGGGCGCGGGCGCCAUGGGUGAGUACGGGGGCUCACCCCAGCCGCAGCCCCUCAGCCCCGCCGAAUGGAGACGUCUCGGGCCGCUGCUCGCCGCCACAGGUCUCACUCGACCCCCUAUGUACCCCUUCUCUGCUGGCCAGUACCCUUACCCCAUGCUCAGUCCGGAGAUGUCUCAGGUGGCGACCUGGCACACACCGAGCAUGUACCCCCUGUCGCCGGGAGCUGGCUUCAGGAGUCCCUACCCCAGCACGUUACCGAUCUCGACCAGCAGCCUGCCCAGCGAUUUCUACCGGUUCUCCCCGACCGGGCUGAUCCAGCCGCACCCAGGGCUGUCGCCGCACCCGCCCCACCUGUCCUCCCAUCCCGCCAUCGUCACGCCGGGGCCCAAACAGGAGCUGCCCGACCUGAACCACAGGUCGCAAAUGGACCACAAGAACAACAUUGACGGGAAGAACAACCAAGACAGUAACGAGAAGAAGAAGCCUCACAUAAAGAAACCCCUGAACGCUUUCAUGUUGUACAUGAAGGAGAUGCGCGCCAAAGUGGUGGCCGAGUGUACCCUGAAGGAGAGCGCCGCUAUCAACCAGAUUCUGGGACGACGGUGGCACGCGCUGGGCCGCGAGGAGCAGGCUAAGUACUAUGAGCUGGCCCGCCGCGAGAGGCAGCUGCACAUGCAGCUCUACCCCGACUGGUCGUCCCGCGCCAACGCCACUCGCGGCAAGAAGAGGAAGCGCAAACAAGACCCCGCCGAUGGAGGUAACAGUAUGAAGAAGUGCAGAGCCAGAUACGGAUUGGAUCAGCAGAGUCAGUGGUGCAAGCCUUGCAGGCGAAAGAAGAAGUGUAUACGAUAUAUGGAGGCAGGAGAUGGAAAUGAUGGGAAUCAAUCCGACGACAACCUAGGCAGCUGCGGCAGCAUGGGGGACGCCCACACCCCUCCCGAAGACGACAACGAGAGCUUGAAUCAGUCGAUGUCGAGUCCCGGGGGUCUGUCCGCCCUGAGCAGCCUCACCAGCCCAGGAGGGAUGGUGUUGCCUAGUCCGUCGACCAGUGUGGCGAGUCCCUCCGUCAGCGUGGCGAGUCCCUACAUGCUGCAGAGCCCCCUGACGCCUCACGAUUCGUUCGACGUGAAGCUGCCUCCUCCGCCCCUCCAUCACCAGCCGACUCGGAAUCCCGUGGGGACUAACCCGCACGACAUCAACAAUCCGCUCAGUGUUAACCAGUUGACGGGACAGUGCGUCAGGAACGAUCCGGCCGACACAAACGGUAACAAAGAGACGGCUCGUUCGAUAAUUAGUGUUACGUAGCCUUUAGUGAAGGGGCUCGAGGGUAAGGAUAGCCUGAAACCACCUGUGAUCGUCGUAACAGCUCGUCUAGCGGGCCAGCAACUGUUGGGACUGAGUCCGAGAGCUUCGGUGGAAGGGACUGCGUUUGUAUGUGGGGCGAUGCAGCGCGCUGAUCUCAUUAGACUCGAGUGCUGCGGGUUUUUUUUACUAUGUAACAUAAAUGUCAUUUGCCAAAUUCACCUCUAUAUAUUAUAUAUAUAUUAUAAAUAUCCCUUUAUAUUUUCUAGUUAUUUAUCGAGGGUUGAAUGGUGCCACCGAAAUCAACGUACUUAAAAGUGUUCCGUAUCUUGUCGCCAGAGUUCAUUGGGAAUAAGUAUUUGCGGUACCAAGUAGACUUUACAAGAUAUACGAGUACAAAAAAAUUUGUAACCUUACUUUUGAGUCGCAUUUUCCGUAAAAGAUUUUUAAUUUUUCAAACAAAACGACAGUUUUUAUAUUACAAAGAUUUUUUUUGUGUGGG
Messenger RNA from Anoplophora glabripennis (Asian longhorned beetle), 1916 nucleotides. It is a transcript of the gene pan, whose product is annotated as protein pangolin, isoforms A/H/I/S-like. Gene Ontology annotation, cellular component: beta-catenin-TCF complex. Gene Ontology annotation, biological process: regulation of transcription by RNA polymerase II; canonical Wnt signaling pathway. Bases 5 to 1417 code for a protein of 470 amino acids. Gene Ontology annotation, molecular function: RNA polymerase II cis-regulatory region sequence-specific DNA binding; DNA-binding transcription factor activity, RNA polymerase II-specific. The transcript is spliced from 7 exons. NCBI's taxonomy places the organism in Eukaryota, Metazoa, Arthropoda, Insecta, Coleoptera, Cerambycidae. The record is from RefSeq and is a predicted model, not a curated record.